AUGUCGGCAGCUACGGAAGAGCGCCUCCCUGUGCGGGAGCGUCGCCCCUCGACGAGCGCCCCCAUUGUUGAUAUCCAGGGCUCUGUCGGCCCGGCCGGCAUUUCGCGCCCCAAGCACAAGAGAACUUUCACCGGUUUCGGUGCUGGAGAGAUCAAGAGCGUUGAGGCUUCCAUCCCCGAGCCUCAGCGCGAGGCUUGGUCCAAAGCCCAAGGCGGCCCUUUCAAGACAAAGGAUGAGUUCGAAAAGGAGGUCGUUCGCCACGUCGAGACCACUUUGGCUCGCAGCAUGUUCAACUGCGACGAGACGGCGGCCUACUCCGCCGCCAGUUUGGCCUUCCGUGACCGUCUGGUCAAGCAGUGGAACAAGACUCAGCAGCGCCAGACUACUGUGGACGGAAAGCGUGUCUACUACUUCUCUCUCGAGUUCCUUAUGGGCCGUGCCCUCGACAAUGCCAUGUUGAACGUUGGCUUGAAGGACGUUGCCAAGGCUGGUCUUGAUGACCUUGGUUUCCGCAUCGAGGACGUGAUCGAGCAGGAGCAUGACGCUGCUCUUGGAAACGGUGGCCUGGGUCGUUUGGCUGCUUGCUUCCUCGACAGUCUUGCGUCUCUCAACUUCCCUGCCUGGGGCUAUGGCUUGAGAUACAGAUACGGUAUCUUCAAGCAGGAGAUUAUCGAUGGUUACCAAGUUGAGGUGCCCGACUACUGGCUUGACUUCAACCCCUGGGAGUUCCCCCGUCACGAUGUUACUGUCGAUAUCCAAUUCUUCGGCCACGUCACAAAGUCGACAGACUCAAACGGCAAGACCAUCGCCAGCUGGGAGGGUGGUGAGACGGUCACCGCCGUGGCAUACGACGUCCCCAUCCCGGGAUACGCUACCCCUUCGACCAACAACCUGCGUUUGUGGUCCAGUAAGGCUGCUAGCGGAGAGUUCGAUUUCCAAAAGUUCAACAAUGGUGAGUACGAGAGCUCAGUUGCCGACCAGCAGCGCGCCGAGACGAUCAGCGCGGUUCUGUACCCCAACGACAACCUUGAACGUGGAAAGGAGCUUCGUCUGAAGCAGCAGUACUUCUGGUGUGCUGCCUCUCUUUACGACAUCGUUCGUCGCUUCAAGAAGUCCAAGCGCCCCUGGAGAGAGUUUCCCGAUCAGGUCGCCAUCCAGCUGAACGACACUCACCCUACUUUGGCGAUUGUUGAGCUUCAGCGCAUCCUGAUUGAUCUGGAGAAGCUUGAGUGGGAUGAGGCAUGGAACAUUGUCACUGCCACCUUUGGCUACACCAACCACACAGUCUUGCCCGAGGCUCUGGAGAAGUGGCCCGUCGGUUUGGUCCAGCACUUGCUCCCUAGACACUUGCAGAUUAUCUACGACAUCAACCUCUUCUUCCUUCAGAGCGUCGAGAAGAUGUUCCCCAACGACCGCGAAAUCCUCAGCAGGGUCUCGAUCAUAGAAGAGUCGCAGCCCAAGAUGGUGCGCAUGGCGUACCUGGCAAUUGUCGGUUCCCACAAGGUCAACGGUGUAGCUGAGCUGCACUCUGAUCUCAUCAAAACAACAAUUUUCAAGGACUUUGUCAACAUCUAUGGCCCUGACAAGUUCACCAACGUCACCAACGGCAUUACCCCGAGACGUUGGUUGCACCAGGCCAACCCUCGCCUGUCUGACCUCAUUGCGUCCAAGACUGGUGGCAACUACGACUUCCUGAAGGACCUGACAAAGUUGAACCAGCUUGAGCUCAGCGUCAACGACAAGGAGUUCCGCAAGGAGUGGGCCGAGAUCAAGUACGCCAACAAGGUCCGCCUCGCUAAGUACAUCAAGACCACAACAGGCGUCAGCGUCAACCCUGCGGCGCUUUUUGACGUACAAGUCAAGCGUAUCCACGAGUACAAGCGUCAGCAGCUCAACAUCUUUGGUGUCAUCCACCGCUACCUUUCCCUCAAGGCCAUGUCGCCGGAGGACCGGAAGAAGGUUGCUCCCCGUGUUUCCAUCUUUGGAGGAAAGGCGGCACCUGGCUACUGGAUGGCCAAGCAAAUCAUUCACUUGGUCAACAGUGUUGGUUCAGUAGUCAACAAUGACGAGGAAAUCGGCGACCUGCUCAAGGUUAUCUACCUGGAGGACUACAAUGUCAGCAAGGCAGAGAUGAUCAUUCCCGCGUCUGACCUGAGCGAGCACAUCUCCACUGCCGGUACUGAGGCAUCUGGUACGAGUAACAUGAAGUUUGUUCUCAAUGGCGGCUUGAUUAUCGGCACGUGCGACGGCGCCAACAUUGAGAUCACCCGUGAGAUUGGCGAGAACAACAUUUUCCUCUUUGGCAACCUUGCCGAGGAUGUGGAAGAUCUCCGCCACGCGCACAACUACGGAACCCACUCGAUUGAUGAGAACCUUGCAAAGGUCUUCUCUGCCAUUGACAGUGGCAGAUUCGGCUCCGUGUCUGAUUUCCACGCGCUAGUCUCGGCCGUCCGUGACCACGGAGACUACUACUUGGUAUCAGACGACUUCAACAGCUACAUUGAGACGCACCACCUUGUCGAUGAGGCGUACAAGAACCAAGAAGAGUGGAUCACAAAGUCCAUUACCAGUGUAGCUCGUAUGGGCUUCUUCAGCAGUGAUCGCUGCAUCAACGAGUAUGCCGAGGAGAUCUGGAAUGUCGAGCCUCUUAAGGUCGAGGACUAG
Molecule: messenger RNA, 2664 nt
Organism: Colletotrichum abscissum
Lineage: Eukaryota; Fungi; Ascomycota; Sordariomycetes; Glomerellales; Glomerellaceae
Product: glycogen phosphorylase
Exons: 6
Coding region: 1-2664 (887 amino acids)
Biological process (GO): glycogen catabolic process
Cellular component (GO): cytoplasm
Molecular function (GO): glycogen phosphorylase activity; pyridoxal phosphate binding
Source: RefSeq, a predicted model, not a curated record